This is a messenger RNA of Diospyros lotus (date-plum), 1321 nucleotides long. Its product is annotated as bifunctional phosphatase IMPL2, chloroplastic. Lineage: Eukaryota; Viridiplantae; Streptophyta; Magnoliopsida; Ericales; Ebenaceae. Bases 127 to 1137 code for a protein of 336 amino acids. The transcript has 9 exons. The record is from RefSeq and is a predicted model, not a curated record. Gene Ontology annotation, molecular function: histidinol-phosphatase activity. Gene Ontology annotation, biological process: L-histidine biosynthetic process.
GGCUCAGAAGGCGACGUGCGCAGAAACAAAUCAGCCUCCACUCCGCCCCUUUCUCUCCCUCGCUCUCCUCCUGCUCAGAGUUCUUUCCUCCUCUUUCCCGCCUAUUUAAGAACCUUCCCCCUGGCGAUGCUCUCUCAGUCUCGCUUCCUCUCUCCAAGCCCUACUCUCUCCUUCAAACCCUCCCUCUCUCCAACUAGUUGUCAAUUUCCAGAUAGGGCGCUCUCUCGCUCAACCCUAACUCUCCCAAUCUCUCACCGUUCCAAAUCAUUUGUAGCAAUGAUCUCAAAUUCAUCGCUUUCGGAUCGAAUCGAGACCGCCUACUCCGGCAUUCACCAGUCUGAGAUUGAUCGCUUCGCCGAAGUUGGCAACCAGCUCGCCGACGCCGCCGGAGACGUCAUCCGAAAGUACUUCCGCAAGAGCUUCGACAUCGUCGACAAAGAAGAUCUGAGUCCUGUGACGAUUGCUGAUCGAGCGGCAGAGGAUUCCAUGGUUUCGAUUAUACAACAGAAUUUUCCUUCGCACGCAAUUUAUGGAGAGGAGAAUGGUUGGAGAUGUAAAGAGAAAGUUGCAGAAUAUGUUUGGGUUUUAGAUCCAAUAGAUGGAACUAAAAGUUUUAUUACCGGAAAACCCUUGUUUGGUACUCUCAUUGCUCUUCUACAGAGAGGUAAACCGAUGCUUGGCAUUAUUGAUCAACCUGUUUUAAGAGAAAGAUGGAUUGGGAUAAGUGGAAGGAAAACCAUGUUAAAUGGGCAAGAAAUCACCACACGCAGUUGUGCAAAACUUUCACAAGCCUAUCUGUACACAACAAGCCCUCAUCUUUUUAGUGGAGAUGCGGAAGUGGCAUUUGCUCGAGUUAGGAGUAAGGUGAAGGUUCCAUUAUAUGGCUGCGACUGUUACGCUUAUGCUCUGCUUGCCUCAGGUUUUGUGGAUUUGGUUAUUGAGUCCGGUCUGAAGCCGUAUGAUUUCCUGUCACUGAUACCUGUGAUAGAAGGCGCUGGAGGAGUUAUAACUGACUGGAAAGGAGAUCAGCUUCACUGGGAGGCUUCCUCAGAUUCACGUGCUCCAAGUUUUAAUGUAGUAGCGGCUGGAGAUAAACAGCUUCACGAACAAGCGGUAGAUUCGUUACAGUGGCAAUAAAUGGUGGGUGGGCUUCUAGGUAUCGUGCAUCAUUGUUGAACUACAACAGUGGAUUUGGACUCUUGGUUUAUCAUUUUUCAGCUGUUGUAAGAAUUGGCAAUUUGCAAGGCAAGGCAAAUUGAUCGGAUGUUAAACUGUUAUUGGCAAAGCCACUUUCAUAUUUGGAAAAGUAACUUUAUAAGCU